AGCCAGUGCCAGCACGGGGACAUGCGACACACCGGGGACGGCCGUCGUCUGAGCUGUUGUCUACCCAGCGAGCUGAAACACAAGGCCGGGCCUUUCAGGAUCAUCCAUUCAGCGGCUCCCUGUCUGGACGGCCCUUGUUGUCUGAUCGCACGUCUCGCCCGCUACAUAAAGCAGCCCAUUCUUUUCAUAGGUUCGACCAGAGCUGUUAAACUUGUCCAUGUGACAGGAAUCCCAAAUUGGUAGAAGGCAUGAAGCAACACUGUGAUAUCUCUGUGGCUGGUCCAUGACACCAAACCCCACUCAAACCCUUUCACUAUUCACCUACCCUCUGCUCUCAUCACGCCAGACUACCACUCACUCACAUUUACACCAAGCUGCAAUAUGGCCAGCAAAAGGAAAUCCACUGUGCCCUGCAUGAUACCAUCCAAAUCCAAACAUGCACGUGAGGAAAUUGUUCUGGGCUCGCUACCAGAACUCCUACCAACAAUCCCAGAAGACAGCAUUCUCAGCAUCUCUGGAGAGGAGUCGGCCCACUUUUCUCACAGCUCCUCCAAAUCCGAAAGCAGCAGUGAAACGCAGAAAGGAGGUACUUACAGCUGCGUCACUUGCCGAUUCGAGUCCAGAGAUCUAAAUUACUUUUUGGAUCACAUGCAUAACUGCCACUUAGACUUCAGAGCCCAACCCACCUUCUACUGCCUGAACUGCGGGGUGUCGGUUGUCCGCUUCGAGGCUCUGGCGCUGCACAACGCUAACGCCCACCCCAAGAUUAUGGAGGGCUUGGUUACUGCCUCCCUCAGUGUCAACAAAAGAGAUGGAGUAACAACUGUAGAGCAAAGCCUCUUUACAGACAGUGGAGAAGACAACAAAGAAUCUGGGAUCUCCCUCACUAAAACACCAAUCGCAAAGUUGAUGAAAGCCAAGGGGGAGCACAAAAAGAUUGUUGUAUCUCACACUGUGGAGGUACGGAAGAUAGACACUGGAAAGGAUGCAGACCUUACCCUGCUGAAUAAUGUGCCUGAACUCCAAAACGGGGCUCUCAGUACGUCUGGGACCCCAGCUAUGCCGAGGACCACUGUCACUCAUGUGAUUACGACAGUGUCCAACCAAGUCUUUCACCAGCACACUCCUCCUCUUUAUUCCCCCACUUCCUCUGACGCGAAUAAAGAUCUUCCAAAGGUGAUGAUCCCUCUCAGCAGCAUCCCCACCUACGAUGCCGCCAUGGAUACUAGCAGUUUUCUCAAGACAUCGUUUGGCAAAUUUCCCUACCCGACCAAAGCCGAGCUCUGCUACCUGACGGUGGUUUCGGAGUUUCCAGAAGAGCAAAUCAAGCUAUGGUUUACUGCCCAAAGGCUUAAACAGGGCAUCAGCUGGUCUCCUGAAGAGAUCGAGGAGGCCAGGAGGAAGAUGUUCAACACUGUUUUCCAAGGAGGAGCACCCCAGAAGCAACCUGUGACAGCACAACAGGUCAAUCACAUCGUAACUCACCACACUGUCACUGGCCUUCCAGGCUCAAAAGGACCAAACUUUCAGAUGGCCAAAGUUCCAUACAGUGGUAUAAAACCAAGGCCCGUUGGAGUCAUAGCGACACAGGCCAACUUGUCAACCAAGCCGCAUGUGACAAGGGUCUCGUAUUCUUCUCCGGUUGCCCCACCAAAGUUUCCAUGUACUGCUCGAGCAACACAGGAGCCUACUAAGAGCACUGAACUCACUGUGGAGCAAGAAAAGAGCAACGGGCUGGAUGCGGCUGGAAGCAGCGGUUGUGUCAAUAGCACCAGCAGCAGUCGAAGCAGCAGUAGCAGCAACUGUUCCAGCAUUACUAAUGGUGUUGAGAGCAGAAAAUCGGUAAACAACAACAGCGACCUGACCAACACCACCAACAGCGUUGCCGCCUGCUCCGCAGACACUAGCAAUAACAGUGAGCACUGCGUUGCUGACACCAACACCGAACCAAGCACCAAGAGCAACAGUUUACCAACUGGAUCAGAGGGUUUGAACAGCACCACGAGUCAAGUGAUCAUCGACAACACCAGCAAAUCAAAAACAAACUGUAACAGUCAUCACAGCAGCUUCAUUGUUUGUGAUCCAGAUGGGGCUCAUGCUGACGGGGCUGACGAUGAAAACAACAGCCACGUUCACAAGACCAACAGCAGCAGCAUUAGCAGUGAAAACUGCAGUUCCACCUGUGAUGACAGCGUUCCAAACAAGAAUAAUGCCAGCAAACCCCCAACUGAAAGCACCAGCACUACUGUCAUUACAACAAGCAACUCAUCUAUUAUAGAUGAGGGUGGAUGCAACAAAGACUUUCCCAUGAAAGGCAUGUCAAUCUUACAGAAGCUCAUUAAGGAGGAGGACCUAAUUAUCGGCGAGAGGGCACGGAAAGAGCUCAGAGUUGACCCCAUUAAGAUCAAUUUUAAAAGGCUGAAGAUGAACGAACCGCAGACCACAUCCGACGCUGUCCAUCAAGAACCCAAAUGUGACAUUGAGGUGUCGGCCUGCCAUACGUCUUUCUCACCACCCUGGGGCAACAAGACCCCGCAACAGCUGCAAAUCCUCCGGCAGGCUUUCUCCAACACUCGUUGGCCCAGCAGCCUUCAGUACGAAGAGUUAAGCAUUCAGACAGGCCUUCCUAAGUCAGAGGUAGUGCGCUGGUUCAGCGACAGUCGCUACAGCCACAAAAAUGGGCAGCUGAAGUGGUUGGAGACUUAUCAACGGUCUCCAGCGGAGUCAGAUGACGCAAGGAGCCACGGAGACACUGAGGCCGAGUCACAGAAAGACCCUUCACCGGCCAAAAAGAAACUCAUUGAGCAAGAAACGAUCAAGCACCCGGAAAGGAAAGCAGGGCUGGACUCAGGGCAGCAGCUUGUGUGGCAGGAUUCAUAUGAGCCGCUGCUCGCUCUGACGGGAUCCGAGACUGGUGGCAGGAAGCACGACAAACCUGAGGAGUCAGGUCAGACAGCAGUCCUGCAGGAUCCCUGGUCAGAAGGAGGAGAUGAGCACCAGCAGCCCACAGCGAGUCAUUCACUGAUCGAACAGCAGACUGACACCAACCAGGCCAGGGACCGCCUGAGGAUGGAGCUGCUGGAGGUGUGAUGAAGCACCGGACAAGUGACGCUUAAAGGCCGGCCUGCUCCCCUGGCUAUGAUUUGAGUUUUUUUGUUUUGUUUUUUUUUUAAACAACAAAAAAAAAAGUGUGUUCAUAAUGACAGCAGAUGUGAUUGUAGCUGGACCGCUGGACUCUGACUGAAACUGUGAAUAUCCCCCUCCCCCCUCGUCCGCCUCCUGCUCCUCCUCGUCUUCUUCUUCUUCUUCUUCCAUCUGCCAUCACUUCCUGCCACCGACAGAAGAAAAAGAACUUCUCACCUUUUGAGUCCUGUGAUGUUUUAAGCCUUUCAUGCUUUUUUGUGGUUGUGUGGGGAGGGUGCACAACGAGGUCAGUAUGAGGGAUCAAAGAAAAGAAAGAAAAGACGCACACUGACUGGAAAACUGACUUGAAUGAGCGAAAGUUAGGUUAGGAUAGGGCUGUAGGGAGAAUUAUAUAUAUAUAUAAACAUACAUAUAUAUAUAUAUAUAUAGUUGAAACUGCACUAUAAAAGAUGGUUUGUACUGCCUGGACAAACAAAAUAUGUGUUGAGGAAAUGUUAUUGUUGGCUUUGUGAUAUUUUUUACUCUUUUUUUUUUGUUCUGUUUUUUAGCAACCAGUACUUCAGCACUGCCUUGAAUUUUACUUUUUCUUUCCGUUAGUUGGGUUUUCAAUUCUAUCUACUCUUAUAUAGUCACUGUAAGUCCAGAUGCAAUCGAACACAUUUUAUUCAGAUCUGUAUUAAUGUCGGUGAUCACUUUGCAGUUCAGCUACACGCAAGAGGCUAUAUACAAUGCACUAACGAAGACGGCGAUGCUUAAAAAAAAAAAAAAACAGAAAUCAAUCUGCUUCACUGUAAAGGUAUUGACAGCUGUCAAGAUCAAUACACUACACUGCCCUGCAAACUGAACAGAGAGAAGCCUGUCACGCUACCGUUGCCUUACUCAGCUCUGUCUGUGUGUUUAUAUGAGUCGUCUGUUCAUCACCUUGCUUUCGAGCUACUGUGCUGUCCAGAAAUAAUGGUAAAAAAGCAACAAAAAAACAAAAAACAAAAAAAAAAAGCAAAAAACAAAAACAAAACAUUUUUAACUUGCCAGUGCAUUGAUGGUCACUGUUGGUCUAUAUCUGUGAAAAAAAAUCUUGUGCUGCUUUCUGUACACUUGGAGAUGUUCAACUUUAAGCUGUAAUUGUAUCGAACAUUGUUAACUGGCAGAAACAGAAGAAA
This is a messenger RNA of Poecilia latipinna (sailfin molly), 4304 nucleotides long. RefSeq names its product zinc fingers and homeoboxes 3a (gene zhx3a). Gene Ontology annotation, cellular component: nucleus. Gene Ontology annotation, molecular function: DNA binding; DNA-binding transcription factor activity, RNA polymerase II-specific. The coding region runs from base 382 to 3090 and encodes 902 amino acids. NCBI's taxonomy places the organism in Eukaryota, Metazoa, Chordata, Actinopteri, Cyprinodontiformes, Poeciliidae. The record is from RefSeq and is a predicted model, not a curated record. The transcript has 3 exons. Gene Ontology annotation, biological process: regulation of transcription by RNA polymerase II.